This is a messenger RNA of Trichomonas vaginalis G3, 1602 nucleotides long. RefSeq lists its product as uncharacterized. The record is from RefSeq and is a predicted model, not a curated record. The coding region runs from base 1 to 1602 and encodes 533 amino acids. The transcript has a single exon. Lineage: Eukaryota; Parabasalia; Trichomonadida; Trichomonadidae.
AUGAGCAAAAGGGAAUCAGUCCAGGAGCUCCUAUCAAAGAAUGUAGAUCCUGACUCCGAACUCUUCUGGAAGACCUUCCAGCAGGCAAUACUACGUUCAGACAAUUCUCCUUUCGAUAGAAGAGGAAUCUUAAACUUGAAAAUCCUAUUUUCGAACGAUCAACUGACACCAGCAAAGGUCGGAACCCUCGCGAAACUACUAAUGUACUCAGGCCAAGGCCUUGGAUCUACCUUCGCCCAAGAUUUGGGUGAAAUCUUCAACGAGAUCUUCUUUUCAGAGAAGGAUCCAACCUACAACGAAGCAUUUGAGUACGCUUCAGCCCUUAGAAACCUUUGCGUUACCAAUCCAUCCAUAAAACUACCCAUUUUCGAAACAAUUUUCGAAAAUUUCACUCAUUUCCUUUCCAACCAGCCGAAUGUAUCCAGUAUUACCAUCUCCCAGAUAUUCUUACUGGAAAUUGCCUUGAUUACCGGCAAGGAAUGCGCCAAACAGAGUUUCACCCAAAAAGGAGAUCCGCUCUGUAUCACGGGAGCGAUCAAGAUCCUUGAAUCUGUAUCGGAUUCGACAGUCCAGAUCACUAUCACCGAAUGGAUCUGGAGAUCAAUGAAGCUUGUCGAUCCGAAACACAAAGUUUUUCCAAAUGCGCUUGGAAAGUACUCCGGAAUCUACGAUAUCACGAAGAACGACUUCAGAACAUCCCUACAUAACUUCAUUACUACCCUUAACGAUGAAGUUUCUUCGACUUCCCCAUUACAUAUCCCAUUCAAGUCGAUGAGUGCCGGAAAGACCAUUAUCCACCGCAGCGGAUGUUUCGAUGUCAAUAUGGACAACAUUGCCAUCUUCUUCUACGAAAAACCGAAAGAAUUACCUGAUGUAAUAAUUUUCCGCACAAAUUACAUAACAACGGGUAAUGUCAACAAGACAUCGAUGAUUUUCGAAUCACGCGAGAAAGUUUCCGGAUUCCAAGGUGUCGGCGAAUCAUCUCCCACGAAAUUCUCCAUCUCAUUCGAGACGAAACCAACACAAGAAGUCACGAAAGAGUAUCUCAGGAGAAUAAAGAACAACAAGAUGACGAGAACAUCCGAAGACAUCCAAACUCCACAGAGAUCUCGUGUCAAUGCUGAUAAAGAGAAACCAGACACGAGAGGUAUCAAAUUACCAAUGAAAUCACCAGGAUCAAAGGAGAAGAAACAGAAUGAAAUGGCAUUGAUCGAAGCACAACUCAAAGAAUAUCAUGAUUCUUCGAUCAGAGCAAUCGAAACUGAUUUCAACACUUCUGUUUCUGCUUUGAACGACAUCACUGAGAAAUUGACUGGAAUCGAAUCUUCUCUCAACCAGUUGCUCUCUCAACACGAAGACAUCACAAAGGCAACAACGAAAUCUAACGAAGACUUGAGUAAAAACAUCACACAACUCAGGAAUGAUUUCGAAAAGAAUCAUGCAGAUGCAAUGAAGAAGAGAGAGAGCUUGAAGAAGAUGGCGAUCGAAGCAAUCAACAACGAGAACUCAAAGAUCGUUAACACGACAGCGGAAGGAUUCCAAUACAACGCAAUUGUUGGACUUGCUGCUGCAUUAGAUUCUGUUCAAUCUCUAAUCGUUUAA